CCUUCUUCCCCCACAACUUGCCAGCAUUUGUUGUUUUCUGAGUUUUGAGUUGGUGAUGAUGACAGUGUUAAGGGGCUACUUUCAGUCAGUGAUCACACAUUUUAUGUGAGACAGAUUGGAUGGGUUGUGUGUUUUUCUGCAGGUAUGUUGGUUGCACAGGUACAGGGUAGGCAGAGUUAGAUUUAUAACACGGGUUUGUCGUGUGUCAUGUUAAGAGAGUAUGGCAAAGUGAUGGUAAGGCAGUUAAGGUAUACACAGGGGAGUGGUGACAGUGGUUGUCUGUGGAAGUUGAGUUGGUUAGGGAGGGAAAGUAGGUAAAAUACAGUGCAAACAGGACAGGAUCAGGGAAUGGCUUCACAUGUCAUCAUGGGUGUAAAGGGUUGAAGUGGGAUAGAGACCAUUUAGAGAAGAGGUUGAAACAUCUAUAGUCGAUUUUCUUAUGGUUGUUCAUGAGUUCCAGGUGCACAGUGGGAGUUUUCAGGGCAUGGGGAGAGAUACAAGAUGGAAUCACAGUGUUCCCACUCCAGAGCUUAGAACAGAGCCCACUUCACAGCAGGAACUCAUUAAGUACGCACUGGAAGGAUGAGUGACAGAACGUCUGAACUAUUUCCUGUUGUGUGUGCGUAUGUGUGCACUGGUUUAUUGAAGGAGUUCUGGCAAUCGGGUACAGUCAGAGGACUGGCCAGAGUAACCCAUUAGGACUCCAUGGCCCUUCCUCGGGAGCAGGCUGCCGCCUGGAAGCUGUGAGCUAGGAAGUUGUGCGUGCCUGACUUAGCCGCGUGGGGGACCUCGUCCAUAUUUCAGCUGGGUUUAAAGGAAGUUGUGCUCUCUCCCUACUGACUUCUCCCGCUGCUGGUAUAAAAACAGUUGAUCCUCUGCCUUUGCGGGAAGAGUCUGAAGGCAGUAUGUUUAGAGUUGCUGAGACAACUCUUCCAGUUUCAAAAAUUCCAGAAUAUCCAGCAAACACCCAUGGACAGCCACCUUCUCCGCAGUAUACUCUAUCUUUCUGGCAUCCCUCUCGUCGAAUUCAGGGAUCUCUAAGAGAUCCAGAAUUUCAACAUAAUGUGGGAAAAGCAAAGAUGAACAAUUUCCAGUUACCUCAGCCUGAAGCCUUUAAUAAUGAAGAUGAGGACAGAUUGUCCGAGAUUUCUGCUCGCUCCGCAGCUUCUAGUCUCCGGGCUUUUCAAACUCUGACACGGGCUCAGAAAAGGAAGGAGAAUUUCUGGGGCAAAACAUAAACCUAUCUUGAGUUUGUUUUCUUAUGCACAGAACCAUUGGCAUAAUUUUCCUUAAUUGAUCACUAUGUUAGGAAUUUUUGAGUGAUUGAAUUUUCUUCUGGUAUUUCCAAGUUAAAUUAUUUGAUUUUUUUCAUUAGAUCGUUUUACUUGGAAAAUUUUAGCUUACACAAAUUUAACUUCUAAAAAAUUCUUUUAUGUCUCUCCCCAAAUACAAAGGUAGAGAUUAUGUAGUUCUUCACAUGUUCUUUCUUCUGUAUUAGGGGUUGGGGAUAGCUGGGAGAGUUGUGAAUUUCUCCUGUCCUGAGAAUAUUCUGAAGAGAUGAAGUGAAGUGAAAAAUUAAGAUCCAAAUGUGGAGUAUGUAUUCCUCUAAGACUGGUUCUUUGUAUCUUUGUAGACAUAAAAUGAAUUUUGUUGUCUCUUUAACUUUGCUUUAGUGUUUCUUUAUUUUUGUACCUUCUAUAUAUGGAUGCAGCAUUAUUUAAGAUAAUUGUACUUUGAAAUUACCAGCUGUAUAUAUUUUUCUUAUUUAUGUAACACAGUUUGGUGAGAGAAUAUGUAUAUUUUUGAUCUUUGUGUGUAUUCUAUUUGUAUAAUAACUUUGGCUUAGAUUUAAAUAAUGUCUGGAUUUUGAAAAAUUUGUAUAAUGGAAGACUAAAAUUUUGUAGAUGUUUUAAAAUAAAAAUUGUUCAAGUGUGUUUGUCUUCUCUAGAAGGUUAUUGUAUGGAACAGGUUAAUCAAAAGUUAUAAUACCAUUACAACUGUAAAAAUGCAGUGCGACUAAAUCUACAACUUUUUAUAUAAAUGUAGGACAAAUAUGGAAUUUUAAAAGCAGGCUCAUUUUAAAAAAUUUAACACACAUUUUGAUUAUAUUCACUCAUAGGACUUUCCAUGGUCUUACUCUGUUUUUACAAAUCACAAUAAAUUUAUUUCUAAAAAUAGGGAUUUUUUAUAAAACAUAAGAUUUUUACAAUAAUACAUAAAAAGUACUGAAAAUAAAAUAUAAAGAAUAUUAAUGCUUCUAAAGUGCUUAAUUUGGUCAAAAGUGCUUUUACACAUCAUUGGUUCACAAUAAGUUUGUUAAAGAUCUCAUGUGAGGUUGUAAAGAAUUAUAGACAUACAAAUAUUUGCUUAUAUUCCACUGACCUUUUAAAAUAAUUUAUUCAUAAAGAAACUUAUGGAGACACUAAACAUGGAAAUAAAAGUUUGGAAUUGUGGAAUAAUUGGAUUUUAGAACAUAAAUUGGCUUCUAGACAAUUGUGUUCUGAGCCAUAUUGGUUGUAAAAUAAUUUUGGAACUGGCUGUCCCUGUAGAAGCUUUGAGAUAGUAACCAUUUUCCUUUUAAGAAGUUCAUUAGUUUAGUUGGCUAGGACAGUUUUCAGUGACUUCCUGUCUGUGGUAAAGAAAUUACAACAAACUUUUAGGGUCUUAACUCACAGUCCUACGUUAAAGUACAGACUGAUAUCUGGGUGUACUUAUUGUAGUGAAUCACACACGAACUUCAUCUACCAGUUAUUAGACUAGAGUAUAGUUUUCAUGAGACAAGGUCGUGAUCCUAGUGUCUUUCUUAUCUCAUGAUUUAACUGUACAGUAUACUACUGACUACCUCUAUCUUAAUAACUCAGUGGUCCAGGUGGAAAAUAGUGUUGAGGAAUCAUUACUGUUUGAUCAUGUGUACUAGAGAAUAAUUUGAAGGACAUAAAUUUGAGUUGAUGGGUAUUCUUGAUAACAUGGGAACUGUCUCGUGAGAUUUGCUAGUAUUGAGGAACUGAUUGCUAAUUCAGUUUGUACCAAUUUUAUGUAUAAUUGGGAAUGUUAAAUAUUAUAGCUCACUGAGUUUGGACACAUGUAUGCAUCUGUGAAGCCAUACCACAAUGAAGAUAUACUUCCAUCACCCUGAAAGCAUUGGCAUUUCCCUCUACAAUCAAUCUCUUUUCAUCCCUAUUCCCCAGGGUAGCUGUUAAUUUGCUUUCUGUUGGUAAUAUUAACUUGGAAAAGUGUUACAAAGAUGAAAUCAUCUUUUGUGCCUAGCUUUUGCUUAGUAUAUUUUUUGAGAGUCAUUCUUGUUUCAGUGUGCAUGUUCUCAUUUAAUCACCCCACUGGUGGAUUUUUGUGUUGUUUGGCAGUUUGAGACCAAAAUGAAUAAAACUGCUGUUCAUAUUUGCGAA
Messenger RNA from Heterocephalus glaber (naked mole-rat), 3404 nucleotides. The record is from RefSeq and is a predicted model, not a curated record. NCBI's taxonomy places the organism in Eukaryota, Metazoa, Chordata, Mammalia, Rodentia, Bathyergidae.